Biomphalaria glabrata is the source of this 1725-nucleotide messenger RNA. RefSeq names its product dynein heavy chain-like. The record is from RefSeq and is a predicted model, not a curated record. Lineage: Eukaryota; Metazoa; Mollusca; Gastropoda; Planorbidae. The coding region runs from base 1 to 1725 and encodes 574 amino acids. The transcript has a single exon.
AUGAGCUAUGAUGUAAAGCCACUCAGCUAUGAUGUACAGCCACUUAGCUAUGAUGUACAGCCACUCAGCUAUGAUGUACAGCCACUUAGCUAUGAUGUACAGCCACUUAGCUAUGAUGUACAGCCAAUCAGCUAUGAUGUACAGCCACUUAGCUAUGAUGUACAGCCACUCAGCUAUGAUGUACAGCCACUUAGCUAUGAUGUACAGCCACUUAGCUAUGAUGUACAGCCACUCAGCUAUGAUGUACAGCCACUUAGCUAUGAUGUACAGCCACUCAGCUAUGAUGUAAAGCCACUCAGCUAUGAUGUACAACCAAUCAGCUAUGAUGUACACCCAAUCAGCUAUGAUGUACAGCCACUCAGCUAUGAUGUACAGCCACUCAGCUAUGAUGUACAGCCACUCAGCUAUGAUGUACACCCAAUCAGCUAUGAUGUACAGCCACUCAGCUAUGAUGUAAAGCCACUCAGCUAUGAUGUACAGCCACUCAGCUAUGAUGUACAGCCACUUAGCUAUGAUGUACAGCCACUCAGCUAUGAUGUACAGCCACUCAGCUAUGAUGUACAGCCACUUAGCUAUGAUGUACAGCCACUCAGCUAUGAUGUACAGCCACUCAGCUAUGAUGUACAGCCACUCAGCUAUGAUGUACAGCCACUCAGCUAUGAUGUACAGCCACUCAGCUAUGAUGUACAGCCACUCAGCUAUGAUGUACAGCCACUCAGCUAUGAUGUACAGCCACUCAGCUAUGAUGUACAGCCACUUAGCUAUGAUGUACAGCCACUCAGCUAUGAUGUACAGCCACUUAGCUAUGAUGUACAACCAAUUAACUGUGAUGUACACCCAAUCAGCUAUGAUGUACACCCAAUCAGCUAUGAUGUACAGCCAAUCAGCUAUGAUGUACACCCAAUCAGCUAUGAUGUACAACCAAUCAGCUAUGAUGUACAGCCACUUAGCUAUGAUGUACACCCAAUCAGCUAUGAUGUACACCCAAUCAGCUAUGAUGUACAGCCAAUCAGCUAUGAUGUUCAGCCAAUCAGCUAUGAUGUACAGCCAAUCAGCUAUGAUGUACAGCCAAUCAGCUAUGAUGUACAGCCACUUAGCUAUGAUGUACACUCAAUCAGCUAUGAUGUACACCCAAUCAGCUAUGAUGUACAGCCAAUCAGCUAUGAUGUACAGCCAAUCAGCUAUGAUGUUCAGCCAAUCAGCUAUGAUGUACACCCAAUCAGCUAUGAUGUACAACCACUCAGCUAUGAUGUACAACCAAUUAGCUAUGAUGUACACCCAAUCAGCUAUGAUGUACAGCCAAUCAGCUAUGAUGUACAGCCAAUCAGCUAUGAUGUUCAGCCAAUCAGCUAUGAUGUACAGCCACUUAGCUAUGAUGUACACCCAAUUAGCUAUGAUGUACAACCACUCAGCUAUGAUGUUCAGCCAAUCAGCUAUGAUGUACACCCAAUCAGCUAUGAUGUACAGCCACUUAGCUAUGAUGUACACCCAAUCAGCUAUGAUGUACACCCAAUCAGCUAUGAUGUACAGCCAAUCAGCUAUGAUGUUCAGCCAAUCAGCUAUGAUGUACAGCCACUUAACUAUGAUGUUCAGCCAAUCAGCUAUGAUGUACAGCCACUUAGCUAUGAUGUACAGCCAAUCAGCAACCACAGUGCCAUCUCAUUUGUAACAAUAUAUAUUUAUAUCUAUAUAUAUUCAGUUAAAACAAGCCCUUCUGACAUCUAA